Symbiodinium necroappetens is the source of this 1974-nucleotide messenger RNA. Lineage: Eukaryota; Dinophyceae; Suessiales; Symbiodiniaceae. The record is from the annotation of a GenBank genome assembly.
AUGCCCUUGCGGCGGGGCCGAAGUGGGCGAGGGAAGCCCGAUCCGAAACACCAGCAUGCGCUCAAAGAGCGGGACAAGGCCUUAGAGACGUUGAAGAGCUUACUGGAAUCGGAGGGAAAUAUUCUUCGCGUCUGGGUGCAGUACUUUGAUCGCCACUAUGAGAGGCAGAUCAGCCGCCAACAGUUCUGCGCCGGAAUGAAGUCCCUGCGCUAUCCAGGGGAUGCCGAUCUGCUCUUCCGGCGCCUCGACACAGACCAGCUGGAGGAGCUGACCUUCGACCAGAUCGACCCAGCGACGUCAGACAUUUGGAUGGGCUUCCGAAUGUGGUGCGUGAAAGUGUUCGGCGACGAGCGCGCGAUGCUGGAAGAGCUGUCGCAGGGCUUCGGGAUCGCCAAUCAGCCUGCGUUCGUGAAAAAUCUUCGUCGAUGCGGCUGGCAAUCCGGGAAAGAGGAGAUGCUUUAUGAAGCUCUCAACCUGGAUGACCACGACGAGCUCGAAAUCGGUGAUCUACGGUUCUUCAACGUGGAUCGCAAGAAGCUGGUGAGGGCCCGCAAAGGCAUGCAGGAUGCACUGAAGCUGAAAGCACGCCUUGCGAAACGCCGGCGGUUGGUGGCGCAAGCCGUUCUUGACUUCAAGGCCUUCCUGAAGAAGAAGUUCUCGACCUACCUCAAAGCGUGGCGAUGCUCGUUGGACUCGGAUGGGUCUAUGUUCAUCCAGAAGAAUGAGCUCUUCCGGGCAGUGAAGGAACUCAGUUGGCAAGGUGAUGUCCGAUUGCUGUGGAAAGGCUUGGACAAGGAUGGCAGUGGCAUCACGCCUCUGCAGGAGCUGGAUCUCAAGAGCGCAGAGCAGCUGGCAAAGUUCCGGCAGCAGUGUUUCGAGAAGUUCGGCAGCAUGGAGGAGUUUUUCAAGGCGAUCGAUGUCUACAACAAAAAGAAAAUCACACGAGCGGAGUUCCUACAGCAGUGCAAGCGCCAAGGCAUUACCCGGGUGGACAAAGCUUUGGUGCACGGACUGGACUGGCAGGGCAGGAAUAUGCUCAUCAUGGACGACUUCAAGUUCUUAGAGACCUGGCGCUGCCCACGAUAUCUGAUUUGCAAGUCCAAUCCGCAGGCGGCACAAGAGUACAAGGAGCACCUGCUUCUGAAGUAUCCGUCCUACCUCGCCGCCUGGCGCCAGCUGCUGGACCGGGAUGGAAGCAAUGUGGUGGCGUGGGACGAAUUCGAGAGCGCAGCGAAGCGGAUCGACUUCGAAGGCGACCUCGCCGGGGCGUGGCGCUGCUUUGAUGAGGAUGUGUCCGGCAGCAUUUCUUUGCGGGAGCUCGAUCCCUUGGCUUCAGAGAUCCUUGAAGAGUUCAAAGCCUGGGCAGACGAGGAGUUCGGUGGUGUCCGGGCUGCGUUCGAAAUCUUGGACGAGGACAAGUCGGGUGGCUUCACACAGCGAGAGUUCGUCAAGAUGCUCCGCUCGUAUGGCUUUCGCGGCGACUGCAAGGCUCUCUUUACCACUCUCAGUGGCGGUGGGCAGGACAGUGUGACGUUGCAGGACAUCGCGUUCCUUGACCUUUGGGAAGACGAAGAAGACACCUCCGAGGACGAACAGAAGCCGGAAAAGCUUGAACAGGUUGCCCCGAAGAAGCCCCCGAGGAUCUCGCAGCGAUUGCAGGAGCUUGCUCGCACAAGAAAGCCACGGCUACCGAUGCUGUCCGAUAGCUCCAAGUCAACGCUGCAGAGCGGAUGGACCACAUCUACUAGCCUCUCCAAGCCUCUGAUGCUGAAGACGACUUAUGGAAGUCUGCCAGGUUUGAAUGGUUUGAAGGCUUUCAACCGCACGGAGUCCGACUUCCGUGCCACUUCGUUCUUCUUUCAUGAGCUGCCACGGACCACCUUGCGCAAGAUGCGGGUGCAGGCGAUCAAGGACGAAAUCCUCUGCGAGGAUCAGAUCAGUGAGGACGUGCAGGAGCUUUCAGUGAACCUGGCA